Messenger RNA from Talaromyces stipitatus ATCC 10500, 1056 nucleotides. RefSeq lists its product as uncharacterized. Gene Ontology annotation, molecular function: catalytic activity. The transcript is spliced from 2 exons. The record is from RefSeq and is a predicted model, not a curated record. NCBI's taxonomy places the organism in Eukaryota, Fungi, Ascomycota, Eurotiomycetes, Eurotiales, Trichocomaceae. Bases 1 to 1056 code for a protein of 351 amino acids.
AUGCUCGUCACCUCUCUAAAAAAACAACAGUUAUUCAAUGCACACGAUGCUGGAAAUGGCAUAAUGCACGAUCCUGUGCACGCCCCUCUCGAUGCCGACUAUGCGGCUCCUCAGAGCAUACUGAAGAGGGCCAUGUCAACCGCUGCACAGCCCCAGAGCCUCAUCAAUGCCCUCCUAGAUGCGCAUCUCAAAAUCCUACAGUUGAAUGUAGAGCACGCGCCAGACGCACAUGAAAUAGCCCUCACAUUGGCAUACACUAGCGACAUCAAUAUUAUCCUAAUCCAAGAACCAUAUACAUUCAAAGACCUCAGCCGACAGAUCACAAAAAAACAUCCAUCAUAUGAAUGCUUCUCCCCAACUGAUAGCUGGGCAAUAAGUGGCCGACCACGAGUCCUCACCUAUGUCCGAAAGAAGAAAGGCAUCCGGACCUCCCAGCUGCGCCCCUUUACAACUGACACUAAAGAAGCCUCGGAUCUCCUGUUCCUUCAGAUUUUUUCGCCCACAGGAAAGUCUGCUCUGAUAGUUAACAUCUAUAAUGCCCCAGCAGGCUGCAGCAGAGCAGGUGAAGCCGCGAAAGCUCUCACAACCCUGCCAGAGGCGUAUUUCCCUCAAACAACGAUACUUGCAGGCGAUCUCAACCUACUACACAACAGAUGGCAACCCUCGCUACAACGCAGCCCUACAACUUUUGCAGAGCCGUUUAUCAACUGGCUGGAUCUCCAGGGUCUAGUACUCAUUUCCGACAUAGACUGUCCCACACAUGAAAGGGGUAACGUGUUAGACCUCAGUUUCGCCUCAAGCCCUCUGGCACUCGCAGGAGCCAAAGCUAGCAUAGCGAGCCACUUAGAUGCUACCUCUGAUCAUCAACCACUAAUUACCACUGUUCCAUGGGAUCAGAGAUACAAGGAAACAGCUCAGAAACUGAGAUUUGACACACUAGACCACACCUCCUUCCUCUCGCUCCUCGCCUCUAAUCUCGCUGGCACCGAGAGCUCAGCCGCAACAGAAGAAGAUCUUGAUGCCCUUGCUGAAAAACUAACAUCUGCAAUUCAAUGA